This is a messenger RNA of Striga asiatica, 2489 nucleotides long. The record is from the annotation of a GenBank genome assembly. Lineage: Eukaryota; Viridiplantae; Streptophyta; Magnoliopsida; Lamiales; Orobanchaceae.
CAAAAUCUCUGAAGACAGAAUUUCUGUACUGUCAUCUAUAAUCAUUCCGUUUACUUCUGUUUUCCGCUAAUCACGCCUUCACCCCUCUCUCUCUCUCUCUCACAGACACACAGAGAGAGCUUCUUAUGUCCCAAACAACAAACAUUACCAGACCGCGCCACCUCGUAUCAUGGCCGUCCUCCCUCUCCUCCUCCUCUCUCUCUUCCCUGUCGCCCUCUCUUUCCCCACUCCCUUUAAUUACAGCCUGCACAUUGACUGCGGCGGCCUAGUGAACACCUCAGACGCCUUCCGCACGUCCUGGCUCGCCGACCGCUACUUCACCGGCGGCGCCGCCUCCGUCGUCUCCGAGCCCCUCAUCUUCCGCCACCAGCAGGAGAAGACCCUUCGCUACUUCCCCGUCUCCUUCGGAAAGAAGAACUGCUACUCCGUUCCCGUCCCCGCCGGCGGCGGCCGCUACCUCCUCCGCACCUUCACCGCCUACGACAACUACGACGGCAAGUCGCACUCCCCGUCCUUCGACGUCGCCGUCGGAGGCACCGUCGUCUUCUCAUGGAGAUACCCCUGGCUCGAAUCCACAUCUCGCUACGGCGCCUAUUCGGAUCUCAUCUUCCACAACAACGAAUCCGCCAUCGACGUCUGCUUCUACAGCUUCGGCACCGAUUCCCCUGUAAUCGGGUCCUUGGAGUUGACCCAAAUUGACCCCUACGCCUAUCCUUUGCCCUACGCCAGCAAGAACUCCUCUGAUUACAUUUUAAUCAACUACGGCCGAUUUUCAUCCGCGACAGAGCAGUGGGGCCCUGGAUUUACAAACGACACUGACGUUUUCGGCCGUUCUUGGCAGUCAGAAACCCUAUUCCGUGCCGAUGCUGAUUCAUUUCCGGAUGGGCCAACAGUCAGAUCAAUUUCAGCAUUGAAACCUAUCUCCAGAGUUGAAUUGAGCCCAAAUUACUUUCCCGAGAAGCUUUACCGGACUGCAUCUACUCCGGCUGGAAAUGAGAGUGGUGGUGUUUUGGAGUACGAAUUGCAGGUGGACGCUAGAUUGGAUUAUUUGCUGUAUUUCCAUUUUGCAGAGAUUGAUGGUAGCGUGACUAGGGCCGGGCAGAGGGUGUUUGAUGUGUUGGUAAAUGAAGAGAAUGUGAAUCGGGUGGAUGUGUACGAUAAGGUCGGUGCAUUUGCCGCAUACGAUUGGAGCUAUGUGGUGAAGAAUCUAAGCAACACGGUUUUGAACGUGAAGCUGCAAUCGGUGGUUGGAUCGCCGGUGAUUUGUGGGCUUGAGAAUUACGCGAUUGUGCCCGUUGAUGUUGAGACUGCACCUGAUCAGGUUGCUGCUAUGAAAGCAUUGAAGGAAUCACUUCGUGUGCCAGAUAGAAUGGGUUGGAACGGGGAUCCAUGUGCUCCUGCAACUUGGGAUGCUUGGGAGGGUGUUACUUGUCAUGCCUCGAAAGACGGAUCUACCCUUGUUGUCUCCCAAAUUGAUCUUGGGAGCCAAGGACUGAAAGGCCACAUCAGCGAAAAGAUUGGCCUCUUGACGAAUUUGGUAAGCUUGAAUUUGAGUUCUAAUUCUUUGGAAGGAAAUAUACCCCCAGGGUUAGGUCAAAAAUCUCUUGUAAAGCUGUUUCUGAAUGACAACUUACUGGAAGGGCGAGUCCCCGAGGAACUUUACUCAAUUGGUGUUCACGGUGGUGCUAUAGACCUUGAGGGUAACAAAAGAUUGUGCGGCGUUCCUUCUUUGCCCGAUUGUUCUGUGCUUUGGGGCAAAGAAGGCUUAUCCACUGGCGGCAAAGUGGCGAUAGCCCUGUCUUGUCUCGUUAUUAUUUCUGUAGUGGCCGUCGGAGUAUACUAUUUCGUUGUCUGGAGGCACCGUAAUGAUUAUGACUUUAGCUUCCCUCAUGAAUUGCUGUCUCUUGCUUCAAAGAGAAAUCGGUAUCAACGGCAGAAGUCACUGAUGACCCUUGAAAUGGAGAGCCAGCAUGCCAAGAAAGGAUUCAUACCCACUUACAAUGUUAGCUGAUCAUUGGCAAUUGAUCAUAAUACGGAAGUUCUUGACCGUAUUCAUAGAAAGACAGACAUAAUUUUAAGUUGCACAAUGGAAAGGCUUGGGCCAAUUUUCCAUUUAAACAUCGUUUGUGGUGGAUACGGCUCAGAUUUUGGGUUCUUGCAUAAGAAAACCACAUUGUUGUGUGUAAUGUUAUGUGCAUUUUUCUUGAUUGUGUAGCUAGCAAAAUCUGAAAAGCGAAAGCAAAAGGGCAAAUGCCGGUGUUACCAUAUUGUAUGUAGCAUGACCAGUUUUGGUUGCCAUUACAGUUAGUAUGCUAUAUGAAACUACUCUUUUUCUUGAGCUUGUUUUCCUUUCUUCAAAUUGUUUUCACACCUUACUACAGUUGGUCAACUUGAUGAUAAUACAUACAUUAUUUUUAUGUAUAUUUGAGAGUGAUUUUCUGUUGGUGUGUAUAUUGAAAACUUGGGUUUUUGUUAACACUAAUUCUGUU